GACGGACGAGCUUCUCUUCUGUCGCUCUCUUCAAGCCCCUUUUCCUUUUAGACUUUGGAAUCGCGUCAUACCUGUCUUUGCGCCCAGGCAAGAAAGAGCGUCUUUGCGACCCGAGGCCCCUGAGAGUCAGCAUCACUCUGUUCAUCUUGGUCCAUAAGCUGCGUCGAGCCAAAUCCAUCGAUCCGGCCUUCCACGCAGCAGGUCACAAUGAGGCUUCGAAGUCGCAAAUCGCCGCUCCUCCUCCUCCUUCUCCCUUCACUCGCAGUCGCCGCCGUCGCUGCCAGGAAUUUGGACGGGAACUCGGUCGCUGCGUCGAAUAGUGUGUCGUCCGGGAGGCAAUAUGGCACCAAAGACGCGCCAGUCGAUGGCAAUGACGGAAAGCCGCACUCUGGUCCGUUCGUCGAGCUCGAUUCGGGAUCCGAGCCCGCGAGUGACUUGCCCGCUUUACAAGGCCGCCCCGAAGACCCAUUGACCGUCGAUGGGAAGAGAAUACCUCAGAGAAAUGAUGGCGUGAUGGACGACAAGCACCGGUCGGGACCCAUAAAGGGCACCAAGGGAACCGAAGGAGGUGUUAGCGAAAGGGACAAGGACAGGGCGCUCAGGGAAAAGCAGACCGGUGAAAAGGUUGAAAAUAAGCCGCCAACGCCCAAAGAAGCGCCCCCGUUGCCGCAUACGGACGAAGACAGAAUUCAUGUCGCCAGCGAAGGUAAACACGGUGACAAGUCCUCGACUGACGUUUCUGGCCUCAAGAAGCCGGCCGACCUCCCUGACAAGAUUCACAACAAGGCGCCACCAGUCCCAGCGUCAGCUGCAAACAAUGAGCAUCUGGAAGCGUCGAAAGGCGGUAAGCCAGAGAAGAGCACCGGGCCCGAGGUUGAUGGCGGUGAAGGCCUUAUCCAACCGUUACACUCGUUCAUGCUGUCUCUCACCAUGAUCAUCUUCUCCGAAAUUGGUGACAAGACAUUUCUGGUUGCCGCCCUCAUGGCUAUGAAGCAUGACCGAUUAGUGGUGUUCUCGGCUGCUCUCGGCGCAUUGGUUACCAUGACGGUCCUUUCGGCCGUCCUGGGGCACGCGGUACCUACGCUGAUUCCGAAGCGCCUGACGACGUUCCUCGCCUCGGUUCUGUUUUUGAUAUUUGGCGCCCGCCUGCUCCGCGAAGGACUCGCCAUGAGCCCUGACGAGGGCGUGUCCGCUGAGAUGCAGGAGGUGGAGAUGGAGCUGGAGGAGAAGGAGAAUCUUGCGCGGAAACAGGGCCGAAGAGGGUCCAGCGUCUCGCCGCAUGCCCUGGAAAUGGGCUUGGGCAGCCGCAAACCGCGAACCAAGUCUCGGUUCCCCACGCCGCCUCGCAGCCCGUCAAGCUCGCCCGAGGGACGGAGCCCGUCACCACGUCCAGGAGUCCUUGUAGGGUUUCUCUCGGGGCUCAACAAUCUCGUCUCGCUACUCCUCAGUCCCGCUUGGGUCCAGACGUUUGUCAUGACCUUCUUGGGCGAAUGGGGUGACCGCAGUCAGAUCGCGACCAUUGCCAUGGCGGCAGGCCAGGACUACUGGUGGGUGACACUGGGCGCUAUCUUAGGCCACGCCUGUUGCACAGGAGUCGCUGUCAUUGGGGGCAGGGCCAUUGCAGGCAAAGUGAGCCUCAAAGUUGGUAAGUCGAUGUCCCUCCGGCCUCCGGUGCCGCAACGCAUCUAAUUCACAGGCCUAGUCACUGUCGGCGGCGCGGUUGCCUUCCUCUUCUUUGGCGUCAUCUACCUCUUCGAGGCUUUCUACUACUCAUAAACGAAUCAUUCAACAAACUCGAAGCUUGGCUGUGCCAGUUAAUGAGCG
Messenger RNA from Parathielavia appendiculata, 1824 nucleotides. RefSeq names its product UPF0016-domain-containing protein. Bases 208 to 1689 code for a protein of 493 amino acids. NCBI's taxonomy places the organism in Eukaryota, Fungi, Ascomycota, Sordariomycetes, Sordariales, Chaetomiaceae. The record is from RefSeq and is a predicted model, not a curated record. Gene Ontology annotation, molecular function: calcium ion transmembrane transporter activity; manganese ion transmembrane transporter activity. Gene Ontology annotation, cellular component: Golgi apparatus; fungal-type vacuole membrane. The transcript has 2 exons. Gene Ontology annotation, biological process: calcium ion transmembrane transport; manganese ion transmembrane transport; Golgi calcium ion homeostasis.